AGUGACACAGGGCUACACAUGUACUUACAGAAGUGAAGUUACAUCCAGGUAAGUUACUGAAUAUGAGGUAACUCUUGCUGCUAAUGUGGAGUUAUUUUUAUAAGGAGGCGCAUGUUCCCUACAACGGCUGCAUGUGAAGGCUGUAAUCGCAUAAUACAUAACUGUAAUCAGCCUAAAAUUUCUUUUAAUUUAAAAUUUCUCAGCUCGACAAUACACGGAUCGGCCAGUCACAAGUCCAUCGACCUCUCCGGCAACCCUAUCCUCCGAAUCUACUACACAUCCAAGCCGGUGCUGUUUGUGAUGUGUGCUGGGAACGAGCUCUUCUUCUGUCUGCUCUACCUUCUCCAUCACAUCCAGGAACCUGCAGCAUGGCUCUACUGGCUGCAGGGACUGUGCUUUAUCAUCUGCGUGGUGAAGACUGGCAUCAGCCUCGUGCACCUAGUCACCGCCUCCCAGAACAUGGCCGCCCUCGACGUAGCCGAGCGGGAGGCAAAGAGGAAGACGCAGUGAGAGAGAGGAGUGAGUGAGAGCCUCAGCAACAAAUCCACCACGGUUUUUAUUUAUUACUAUUAUAAGGGUUUAACGGUAGACUUUGUGCACUUAAACACGGCGUGAAACACAUCACUUCAGUUUGUCUGACGACUUCAGAAAGACAGAAAAUUUAUGACCAAAUAUUGAAAAUUAGAUGUGUCUCAAAACAAGAAAACAAGAGUUCAACAGUUUCUACAGUUGAUUUUUCUCUGAUUUAUUUUACAAACAUACGCUGUGGACAGGUUUGUCACUUUGGUGAUAUGACAAUAAAUGCAGUGAGAAUUAUGUGUCAAAAUUGAUCUCCCAAUAUCAAAAGUCAUAUACUGUAAAAGAAGACUUUCAUAAGCAUCACCCCGUACUAGAUGGAUGUGUGAAUGGGCAGUCAGUAUUUUCAGUUUGUCCCUCUUAUGAAUUUUUUCACAUCUGAGUCACAGUUUCAGCUCAUAAAAUUAGUUUUAUUUAGACAAUCUGUCUUUUCUGGCUCAGGGUUUCCCAGAGUUUUUCAAAGUGACGGAAGAAAUUAUUCCAUUUUUAUCAAAUAUAAUAUUAAGCUUCAGAAGAAAAAAAGGAGCAGAGCUACAUCACACAGCAAAGGCCGCAUAUUUAAUGACUGAGGUGGCGGGUUUAACUGGCGCCUAAUAACUAUAUUGAUAAGGAGGAUCCGUCUGAUCCAGCUCAGCAGGCGAUUGAUUAAAUGAUCACAUUGUAGUGUUGUUUUGCCGUGUUAAAUUAGAGCAGCAUGUCACGAUGUCAGAAGAAAUGAAAAAUGUCUGAGACAAACCGUUCACUCAGUCACCUCCUGCGCUACAGAUCAGACACCAGGCUGAAAUCAGUCUCCGUGGAGUUGAAGUUAAAAGUUCAUAUUGAUUUUGCAACAGCCAGCCAAUCUAGUGCGAGGAAACCCUGGAGCUAUCAUGUUUGCUUUGAAUGAAAAAUCCUCGUCCCAACUUUAGAAACAUGUUAAAAAAUAUUGUUUAUCGAGCAGCAGAAGAUGAUUUGAAGAGUGUUUACAAAUCCUGGAGAAACCUUCAGAGCUGCAUGAAAUGCUGUUAAAGAGGACCUAUUCUGCUCAUUUUCAGAUUCAUCCUUGUAUUUUGAGUUUCUACUAGAACAUGUUUACAUGCUUUAAUGGUCAAUGGUUAUUUUCCUCAUACUGUCUGUGCUGGAACACCAUUUGAAAUGUUCCAUUUUAGUGCCUGUCUCCUGAGCCCUCCUCCCAAAAGAGUGUUUCCAGGUCUUCAUUAUCUGCACCAUCAUUGAGCCGGGGGUGACUGUAACAGAGUACAGCGGCACUUUCUAACAUGAACAAUCACCAAUAAAAGCUUCUAAACCAAAUCUUUGCAUCCAGACAUCUUCCAGUAGGAGUAUGAUCCGAAAUCGGUGAGAAAUAAACAACAUCAGCAAGCAGGAUUCCAUGUUUCCCUGACAUUAGCAUGUAGCUCAUGUAGCAGUGUGUUGGAAACACUUGCUGUAGCGUGCCUGGUAAUCAUGCACGGGUCAGGGUUUUUAAAACCUGCAUCAGCCCAACCCAUUACGAGAGCCAGUUCGCCCCACCUGCCUCGCAAAUCACCUGAACCCAACCCAAAAACCAGGGCUGAAAGUUCUGGAAAUAAUAUCCAACUUGCUUUUAGCUGUAUUGUGUGUCAAUAUCAGUAAAUAUCACAAUGUAAAAUGUGUGUAAAACGUUUUUUGUUUAUAAAGUACAAAAGUAGGUAGACAGCAAGUACUCACUCAUCAUUUAAGUGGUUAGGUCUCCAACGUAAUCUCGAGAGCACAGCUGAUAUCAUACGUGGUUUGUUUACAUGAGCUCCCAGCUGAUCGGUACAGUUGUUUGAUUGUUUACAUGAUGUAACAUAAGAGAGGCUUGUUUGUUGUUAGGACACAGUGUUAGUCCUGCAUAUUCUCAGAGGGAAAUAUUUAUACUGGACUGGAGAGAUUUAAUAAGGUCAAAUAACGUGUAACAGAAACCCGAGUGCAGCAGGGCCGAUGAUGAAGCUGCUUGCUGUGUGUGUUUGGGAGAGACAGAGAGAGGGGAAGAGAAGGUGAAAGGUGGACUGCUGCAGUGUUUCUGUAAGUUAUAACUUACUCAGAAUGCUGCUUUGUCACUUUAAGAUCCACUCAAGAGAAACCAACGAUAUUUUCUAACCCAAACUAUCCAACGCGCAGGUCAGCCCACAGAACCCAAGGGUUGUGGGUCAACCCGUGCAUCACUAGUGCAUAGAGCAGAUGACCACAUAAAGAAAUGCAUCAUGAGCUGGCGUCAGCUUGUCCCCAAAAAAAAGUAGAAGAAAAACUUAAGAAACAGAGUAUUCUUAAUGGUCUGAGACCAUUCUUACAAAGAUUACUUUUACAUUAAUUUACCUCAUCAUUUGAAGUUUUGGCCACGUUCAAUGUGAACGUCGGACACUGUGACAUUAUAGAUAUGACAGAAAAUAAGAGAAGGUAUAAUGGGUCCCCUUUAAACAACCUUGUGGGUUUUAUGUUUUAGAGGGACUCAUCUUUAACUCUGUGACAAGGAUGUAAUGAUGAUACAUAAGAAGCACAAACUAGAAAUGUUAGAACUGUUACACACCUUCAUGAUGCUAACUCCUUUUUUCUUUCAAUGAUGUCUUAACAUGCCUCAGCAGAUGGCUCUUUGUAGCAUUUUCAUUACCUUGAAUUCUGAUAAUCAUGAAAGUUGUUAAGCAGUCAAAGACGUGGAGUUUAAUAUUCACACUGGAUGUUUGAGAAAUGAAUCUGUAGAGGCCAGAGACAGCAACCACAGUGAAGUUCUGGUGCUCCUAUACCACGUUUAGAUCACGAGUCAUUUUAUGUGAAGCUGCUCGUGUUUUACAGCCACUCUUUUGUCCAGUUUGGUUUUACUCAUCUGCAACAUCUGGAAGUUUGAAUAUGAAAAAGACAAUCAGGCUAAAGCGACUAUAAAAUAUGUUUAUUAAGAAAUGUAUCAUUUUGAAAAAUGAUAGUCAAACGAAAUAUAUAACAUGUGAAAUCUAAAGAAGAUAAAAACAUAUUACUGAUAUAUAUAUAUAUAUAUAUAUAUUUGAAAUAUUGGAAACCAGAACAACCAGUAUGAUAACAAUCAUUGUAUCACAUUAUCUGACAUCCAUUGUAACUGCAGUACCACACACUAAGCCAGCCUCUAUGACUUUAUUAACGGUGAAUAAAUCUUUGAAGAAUGCUUUAUGGAUUGGUUAUAAAUGACUAAUCCACAACAUUUGGAUUGACAGUUUGUGAGAAAUACCAUUUGCUGGUUAUAUCUGCAUGUAGAAAUGUUUCUGCAGCUAUUUUUGAGUAUUAUUGUAAGCAGAAAUGACAAAAACUCACAGGUUCCUUCUCAUAAGUGAAUAUUUGAUGGUUCUGGUUGUCUCCUAUGAUAUCACAUUUAAUAUCUGUGGGUUUUGGAUGUUGUUCAGCCAAAAUAAGACAUUUAAAUAUGUCAGUUUCAGCUGUUGGAAACUGUGUUGGACAUUUUCUUUUACUGUUUUUUGACGUUUUAGGGACCAAAUGAUGAAUUGAGAAAAUAAUGGAAAGCUGCAGCUCUAAAGUCAUCAAUAACAGAUUAGGGUCCAGGGUGUACCUGAUGAGCUGAGGAGCAAGAAAGAAAACAUUUGUAAAAGAUUUAUUAACCAGCAGUAAGGCCAUUAGUUUGACAGAUAGACUCUUGCUGAUAAAGGGUGACUUAAAAGAAAGUGUUACUUGAGCUGUUUCUACAUUCAAACAAUGUGUUCUUAAGUUUGUGGAGGAAAUGGCAGCUGUAAGCAUAAAAACUUUGACUCACGAGAAAAACGACCUUUAUUCCCAAAUUAGUUAGCAUUUAUUGUUAUUAUUAUUAUUUUUUUUACAUAUAUAAAGAUGAAGUUGUGUCCCUGAACUCUAUGACAGACCAAAACACUGAAGUUUUAUUCACUUGAUGCAGACGACACCCUUUUGUUCAUGUUAAAGAGAAAACUUCCGAGCCGCUCGUUAUUGCUUUUCUUAUGAUUUUCUGGAGAUUCCUGCUGAUAUUUUGGUGUCGAUUAAAUGGUGAUUGUCGCAGUAGAGGGAAGUUGAUCAGUUUGUGCUUAUUUGACAAUUAUGUGAUGUUUUGAGACAUGUUUUUGUGGUAGAAGAGACGUGUUUGCUUUUGACUUAGAAACAGUUAGAAAGUGAUGCAGGUCAUAGGUUAUAUAUGACGUGAGGAGCACCAAGUAUGAUGGUUUGUACAUUUUAAAGCCACUGACUGUAUGUAUGUGCUGCUUAUAGACCUCUGUAAAGCCAUGUUUCAAUGCAGAACGUGUGGGUGUGGGUGUGGGUGUGGGUGUGGGUGUGGGUGUGGGUGUGCGUGUGGGUGUGGGUGUGCGUGUUUAAAAGUGUUAAAAUAUCAAUACUUGUUUUUUGAUGGAACUCAUUUCCCAGAAUGUAUUAUUCUAGAACAGAAAUGUAUAUCGACGAAGUAAAGCUAAGUUUAAUACUAUAUUUAAAGAUUUAAAUUACGUCAAAUGUAGUAAUUAGAAUAUUUGAUGGUUAUUUUGUUUGGUGGUUUGAAUUUACUGUAAAAUAAAGAUGAUGGAAACCAGA
This is a messenger RNA of Epinephelus moara (kelp grouper), 5088 nucleotides long. RefSeq names its product CDP-diacylglycerol--inositol 3-phosphatidyltransferase-like. The transcript has 3 exons. The record is from RefSeq and is a predicted model, not a curated record. Lineage: Eukaryota; Metazoa; Chordata; Actinopteri; Perciformes; Serranidae. The coding region runs from base 112 to 510 and encodes 132 amino acids.